Messenger RNA from Humulus lupulus (European hop), 2112 nucleotides. RefSeq names its product probable sulfate transporter 3.4. NCBI's taxonomy places the organism in Eukaryota, Viridiplantae, Streptophyta, Magnoliopsida, Rosales, Cannabaceae. The transcript has 13 exons. The coding region runs from base 1 to 2112 and encodes 703 amino acids. Gene Ontology annotation, biological process: transmembrane transport. The record is from RefSeq and is a predicted model, not a curated record. Gene Ontology annotation, cellular component: membrane. Gene Ontology annotation, molecular function: secondary active sulfate transmembrane transporter activity.
AUGCCGGCCGGAACUGAUGAUGAUCACGAUGAGAGCUCCAACAAUAAGAAGCAAGUAGUAGGUCAAAUAGAAUCGUCAAAAAUUAGAAAGGACGAUCGUGAUUGUGAUUAUGAACACCGUGAUGAUUCGAUAACGAUAAGUAUCAACGGCGAAGAAAUGGCAGCUGCAGGUAGAAGAGAACGACGUCGUUGUAAUAGCAGCGAGCACUCGCAUUAUUCGCAUGCAAUCCACCCAGUGAUUAUACCACCUUUCUUUUCAAGUGUUGAGAAACUUAAGCACAAGUUGUUUGAGAUAUUCUUCCCGGAUGAUCCCCUUUCGAGUUUCAAAAACCGUACGGUUUGGGAGAAAGUGUGUAGAGGAGCUCGGAGCCUCUUCCAUAUCUGCCAUUGGUUGCCUCAUUACAAUUUCAGGCUCUUUAGAUCUGAUCUCAUAGCUGGGAUCACCAUUUCUAGUUUGGCCAUUCCACAGGGUAUUAACUAUGCUAAACUAGCGAAUUUGCCUCCAAUAAUUGGGUUAUAUUCAAGCUUUGUGCCACCGGUGAUUUAUUCGUUUCUAGGGAGUUCAAGACAUUUGGCCGUAGGUCCAACCUCCACAGCAGCAUUGGUGAUGGGGACAAUGCUAAGCGAUAUGGUUUCCACUAAUAGUGAACCAGAACUCCAUCUCAGACUUGCCUUCACCGCUACCUUUUUUGCUGGCUUGUUUCAGGCUUCUUUGGGGCUUUUUAGGUUAGGCUUCAUUCUUGAUUUUCUAUCAAAGGCAACUCUGAUUGGAUUUAUGGCUGGAGUAGCCAUCCUUGUGUCCCUCCAGCAGCUUAAAGGAUUGCUUGGGGUAUCUCAUAAUAUCACUAAUAAGAUGCAGCUGGUUCCUGUUAUGUCUUCUCUAUUCAAAUAUAGAAAUGAGUGGUCGGGCACAAUCAUUAUAAUGGGCUUCUGUUUCCUGGCAUUUCUUCUAGGAGCAAAACGAUUUAGCUCAAAAAAGCCAAAGUUCUUCUGGGUUUCAGCAGCUGCUCCAUUGACUUCUGUUAUUUUUGCAAGUGUCAUAGUAUUUGCCCUUAAAACGAAAUUCAAACAUGUUCCCAAGAUUGGUGAGCUUCCAAAUGGUAUCAACCCUCCUUCAGCAAACUUGUUAUACUUUGAAAUUGAUCCUUACCUGGGUCGUGCUAUCCAAACAGGCAUUGUAACCGGCAUCUUAGCUCUCACCGAAGGAAUUGCGGUUGGAAGAACAUUUGCUUCAGUGCAAAACUGUCAACUUGAUGGGAACAAAGAAAUGAUGGCAAUUGGUGUAAUGAAUGUAGCUGGUUCUUGCUGCUCAUGCUUUGUAACAUCAGGUUCAUUUUCGAGGUCCGCGGUGAAUUUCAACGCAGGAGGAAGAACACCACUUUCAAAUACAAUAAUGGGAAUAGUUGUGCUUGUGACCCUGCUAUUUCUCAUGCCACUGUUUAUUUACACACCAGAUGUAACAUUAGCAGCAAUUAUCAUAACGGCUGUCCUUGGAUUAAUCGAUGUUAAGGCUAUGGUCAAUCUUUGGAGGCUUGACAAGCUUGAUUUCUUGGCUUGUUCUUGUUCCUUUUUUGGUGUUCUAUUCGUCUCUGUGCAGACUGGCCUGCUUAUUGCUAUUGGAGUUUCUGUGUUCAAAGUAAUUCUACAUUUGACAAGGCCAAACACUAUGAUUUUGGGAAAUAUUCCAGGCACCCAAAUAUACCACAGUCUUUAUCGUUACAAAGAUACAAGAAGAGUUCCUUCCUUCCUCAUUUUGGGGAUUGAAUCUCCCAUCUACUUUCUUAACUCAACUUACCUCCAAGAGAGGAUAUUAAGAUGGAUACGGGAUGAGGAAGAAAGGAUUCUAAGAGACAAUGAGUUACCUUUGAAAUGUGUAAUCUUUGAUAUGACUGCGGUGACAGCUAUAGAUACCAAUGGUCUUGAUCUUAUAUCGGAACUUAAAAUGACUCUAGACAAAAAAUCUCUCCAGUUGGUUUUGGUGAACCCUGUGGCAAGUGUAAUGGAGAAGCUCCACCGUUCAAAGAUAGUGGAUUCAUUUGAAUCCAAGGGACUAUAUUUGACAGUAGAAGAAGCUGUGAGUGACAUAUCAUCGUCAUGGGAACCUUUACCAUAA